CUACUCGCUAGCUGCACUUGACCCACAAGUAUGUGAAGGCUAUACGGGGAAUCUUUGUCUUUGCGUGUCCGCCGGUGCAAUCGUUAAAGUGCUCCGUGCUCUUGAGAGAUGAAAUUUGGGUCCUAUUCCCGGCAACGGUUAACAUCAAUGGGUGUGGUGCGUGUGUGUGAUAUGUAACAUGUUUCUGGAUCUCCCCUAGGUUGACUCAGACUAAAAGUAAACACCGGGUGCGGUGUGUAAACCAUCAGCACCUGGUGAACCAUGGGCGGCCGGGCGUGGUGCUGACCCCCCCUCCCUUUUGUGCUGUGCCAGCCUUAAUAAGUUUAAGGAUUAAUUGGUUGAACCAGGUGAUCAUUAUUUCCAUAGUUUUUCUGCUAUACAUUUCCACGUGACGAUGGGUAAGCCACUUCGUUGAGCUAUUAUCUGUGGCCAGGUCGCUUCUGACAAGGAAGCUAAUAGCUUGGUUGGACUUUACCUGGUAAGAUAAAAAAAAAGUUUAGUUGUAUUGGAAUAUUUGUUUAACUUUUCCUAUACUUUGCACUCGUAUCGUAGGGUGUUUAUUUCCCCAUUGUUUCUUGUUGUAACGUUCUGACAACUCACGACUCGGAUAACUCAAGGCGCCAGGGCAGCCAAGCUCAACAUCACUAACCCCAACAGCCUAUAUCUAUAUAUCGGCUAAACGGGGGUGGGAAAAAAAAAAACCUUUUUGCUUGAAGCAUAGUUAAACUUAGCUCCGUCCUCGGUAUAAUAACCAUGGCUUAGGCGCACACAUUGCUCUCGGUAAUUUUAGCACUACGCGUUCCGACCGAGGGAUAUUUGCAGCCGGGCAGAUUAUUUUUAACGUUGGAAGCGCUUUCCACCACCGUCACUUGCACGGCUGUAGCGGCAUCUGCCCUCACUCUCGCUGUGUUUGCUGCUCGCUGCUCAUUUAUUCGAAGGCUGAGUCGACCUACAGCGUGGAGGUUCCCAUUCAGGACCCGGUUGGGGGUCGUGGUGGUGCGGGUGGGAGGCGGAAUUCGUGCAGUGUCUUGUUUGGGACUUUCCGCCGAUGGACGAUGAGCGCGAUGGCUGUGCGACGAGUGAAUUCCUACAGAGACGGCGGUGGCGGUGGUGGUGGUGCCUCGCCGACAUGCACACGAAGCCGUUCCGCGGGCAGUGUUACGCCAAACUCCGGCGGGAAUGCCUCUCGGCGGGACGGCCCUUCGAAGACCCGCUCUUCCCGGCGUCCGACUCGUCCCUGUACCACACCAAGCCGCCUCCCGCGCACGUGGAGUGGAGGAGACCCACGGAGCUCUGCACUUUCCCGCGCAUGGUGAUCGGAGGCAUCAGCGCUCACGACCUGAACCAAGGCACGCUGGGAAACUGCUGGUUUGUGGCCGCCUGCUCCUGCCUGGCCACUAGGCCGUCCGUCUGGAGCAAGGUGAUCCCAGACCCCUUUAGCCAGUGCUGGGGCAGCGGAGGGCCCAGUCCGCACCCGGGGAUCUUCCACUUCUGCUUCUGGCGCUUCGGCGAGUGGCUGGACGUGGUGGUUGACGACCGGCUGCCCACCUCCGACGGCACGCUGCUCUACUGCAGCUCGAGCGAGCCUUCCGAGUUCUGGAGCGCCCUGCUGGAGAAGGCCUACGCCAAGCUGUGCGGCUCGUACGAGGCCCUGGACGGGGGCAGCACCGCGGCAGCGCUGGUGGACCUCUCGGGCGGAGUGUCGGAGCCCCUCGACCUCACCGACACCGCCCUCGCCCACGACGCCGUCCGCAAGUUCCACCUCUUCAGCCGCCUGCUCAAGGCGCACUCGCGCGGGGGCCUCAUCAGCUGCUCCAUCCGCGCCACCGCGGAGGAGAUGAAUCGCCGCCUGGCGAGCGGCUUGGUGCAGGGCCACUCGUACUCCGUGACGUCAGUGCGCAAGGUGCUGCUGGCGCCGCGGGACGGCGACGUCAGCCGCAAGCAGUUCCUGCUGCGCUUGCGCAACCCCUGGGGCCACCGCGAGUGGAGCGGGCCGUGGAGCGACACGUCGGAGGAGUGGAACAUGGUCAGCGGGAGCGAGCGCCAACGGAUGGGAAUCACGGUGCGGAACGACGGGGAGUUCUGGAUGUCUCUGACCGACUGGUGUAAGAACUUUACGGACGCGGUGGUGUGCCGCCUGGUGAACACGGCGCUGCUGAGCGUGCGCAAGACGUGGGAGGAGGUGCGCUCGUUCGGAGAGUGGGUGCCGUCGCCCGAUCCCCGGCGCAAUCGUGCUGGGGGCUGCAGCAACUACGACACCUACCUGCAGAACCCGCAGUACAUGUUCCAAGUCCAGAAGAACAAGGACGAGAUCCUCAUCUCCUUGCAGCAGCAGGACCGGGACCCCAGUCAAGCCUCGAGUAGGCCCAGAAAAGUCUCCAUCGGGUUCCUCAUCUACAAGGUGGAGGAGAACCGAAGGUACCGCCUGCACAGGGCCCCCGAGCGCGUCGCCGUCUCCAAGUACAUCAACGCGCUCAAUGUCUUCCUGCGGCUGGAGCUUGCGUGCGGCCGCUACGUCCUCAUCCCCUCCACGUACCGCCCCGGCAUCCCCAGGCGCUUCCUGCUGAGGCUCUACUCCGACGUGCCGUCGCAUUUCCGGGAGCUGACCAAGGACAGCCCGCUCGAGUCGUGCUGGGUCGUGUUCCAUCGACCCCCGGUGAGGGUGGUCACCGUUCACCUUCGCGCUGCCAAGGUCCCCGGCAAGACAGGCAUCAGCCCGUAUGGAGUGAUCAUCUGCGAGGACAUGCGGGUGCAGACCGACGUCUUCAAGGGCACGCAGGAGGCCGCCUUCAACACGAGGGCCAUCUUCUACCAGCGCAGGCCAGACAAGCCCAUUGUCAUUCAGGUGUGGUCAAGUCACUGGCUAAAGGACGAGCUCCUUGGCGAGGUGGGGCUGCCGGACCUGAACCAGGCCGAAGACGAGCACACGCUGCAGCUGGAGACGCGGGAGGGCGGCGGUGGUGGCGGCACCGUCAUGGUGCACGUGCGGUGCAGCGACGACAUCACGGCGCUCUGAGCCCAGACCCACGAACACCCUCCCACCUCAACUCCCCACCUCAACUCCUCACCUCCCCACCUUCCCGCACCGCCAAUCCCCGAGAGACCUUCCCGCCCGAAGUUGCUCGUGAGCAAGGAGCACGGAUAAGAGGGAGUCGCGCAGCAAUUGGAUCUGUGGGUAAUUGGGAUGGCGUGGACAUUGAGGCCGUUGUACCGUCACUUGUGACGGGCGAGGCGUCCAUUGGCCAAGCUUGGCCUAUUGCGCCCCCUAAUGGCCACUUUCGGAAAAGGCAGUCUGCAAGUAAGGCUGUGUCAGUGUUGAGACUGUGUGUCAGUGUUGAGACUGUGUCAGUGUUAAGGCUGUGUCAGUGUUGAGA
Messenger RNA from Petromyzon marinus (sea lamprey), 3374 nucleotides. The record is from RefSeq and is a predicted model, not a curated record. NCBI's taxonomy places the organism in Eukaryota, Metazoa, Chordata, Hyperoartia, Petromyzontiformes, Petromyzontidae.